Molecule: messenger RNA, 516 nt
Organism: Colletotrichum higginsianum IMI 349063
Lineage: Eukaryota; Fungi; Ascomycota; Sordariomycetes; Glomerellales; Glomerellaceae
Exons: 3
Coding region: 1-516 (171 amino acids)
Source: RefSeq, a predicted model, not a curated record
AUGUUCGCCUCCAUCAUCCUGACUUCCCUUGUUGCCGCAGGCAGCGCCCGCGCCGCCAUAGCGCAAGGCAGCUGGGGCAUUCGUGCCGACUUCUCGCGCUGCGACAGCGGGACCCCGCUCGAGGUCGUCCUCGACGGCGCAAACGGCCCGUCCUCGCCGGACUACACGCCGGCCCCCGGCAUCGUCGACUUCAAGAUCUCGUCGCCCUUUGACGGCACCCUCGUCAUCAAGGUCGCCGGCGCGGUGGGCCUCGGCUCGCCGUACCCGCCGCAGCAGGUCGGCGUCCACGUCUUCGCCGAGCCGACGGCCGGCGACCCGGGCGUCUGGGCCAACGCGACGGUGACGCCCGGGCUGGGGCACCCGGCGCCCAUCUCGCAGAUCUCGUGGAACACGCGGAGCGACUUCACGGUCGCGCCCGUCGACGGCGAGGUCGUGUCGCUGGAGACCAUCUUCGACGGAGGCAGCUUGGAGGUUUUCUACUGCGGCGUUCCCGACGGUGUGCGGCCUGUCGCGUAG